GAUUUAAGCAUAGGAAAGAAGAUAAGGCACAAGAGACGCAGAAAGAGGAAGAAAAGAAAAAGGAGUGGAAGUGGAGCUCUUUACGUGGUUUUCUUUCUCUAACUCUCCUCAACUCUCAACUCUAUUCUACUCAUGAAGUUUCUCCCUUUCUUCUUCUUCAUCUUCUUCUUAUGUUAAGCAUGGCAGCAGAACCCGCUUUUGUAAGAAAAUCAACUGCUUCAGCCACAUUGCUAACUUCAAAAUGCAGUAAACAAUUCAAACGCAAGACUUGCUCUUCUUAUAUUCAACUCCCUUUACUUUAUUCUGCUGCCAGAGCUUCAUAUUCAAUCGAUGAUGACAAGAACAAGGUCUACAAACAACUGGGAUUAUUUGCAUUGAAAAGGAAGAUUGAAGAGGCUGUUUUGAGAGCUGAAAUGCUGGCCCCUGCUGCACUUGAACGUGAAGAAGCAAAACGAAAUAAACAGGAAGAAAUGAUAAGAGCUUAUGACCUUUGGGAUGAUCCAGCUAAAUCUGAUGUCAUUCUUGCCAAAUUGGCUGAUAGUGCAAAAAUUGUUGAUGCCCUUAAGGAUUUAACAUAUAAGGCUGAAGAGGCAAAGUUAAUAACUCAAUUGGCUGAGAUAGAUGCUAUCAAUUAUGGGCUUUUUAAGCAAGCAUAUAGUGCUUCUUUAGAUGUAAGCAAGAUUUUGGAUCAGUAUGAGAUGUCCAAGCUUCUAAAGGGGCCAUAUGACAUUGAGGGAGCAUGUGUAGUUAUUAAAGCUGGAUCUGAAGCUCACUCUGAGAUAUGGGCAAGUCAACUGUUGAGAAUGUAUACGAAAUGGGGCAAAAAACAAGGACGAAAAGGGAGAGUGGUCGACAAGCGUCGUUCGAUGAAUGGUGGGAUUAAGUCAGCAACUAUAGAAUUUGAAUUUAAGUAUGCAUAUGGAUAUCUUUCAGGAGAAAGGGGUGUCCACUUCAUGAUUAGAGGUCUUAAUGAGAGUAGCUCAGCAAGCGUAGACGUUGUUCCCCUGUUCCUUGAAAACAGUUACAACCUUCAAAUUGACGAAACCGAUUUGAAUAUCACAUCCUCCUCCAUGCUUGAAGAAGAACAUAGUAGAACUAGACCUUCAGUCUGCAUUCAGCACAUCCCAACUGGCAUAAGUGUCCAAUCAGCAGGUUCCUGGUCCCCAAAUAUUGUAAAGUUAGGCGGGCGAUCAUAUCAGCAUUUUCAGUGCCAUUAGUUUCUGUAUUAUGCUUCAAUCCACUUCUUCAUUUGCAGGGGAGAGAAACCAAUUCUCGAAUCGAAUCAAAGCCCUUAAUCGGUUGAUGGCAAAGCUUCUUGUGAUUGCAUGGGAACAAGGAGUGUCCGAUGUAAGUGACAUCGAUAGUGAGGCCAUUGUGGAUGUCUGGCAAAAGGAGACUAGGAAGUACAAGUCUCAACCCCAUAAGCUAGUAGAGGAUCUAAAAACCGGUAUCCAACUUCCCGGUCUAAAUUAUGUAUUAGAUGGAAAUCUUGAACCUUUCAUUGGGGCUCUUAUAAUUUUAAGACAGUCAACUGAUAAGUUUUAGUUGAGUUUGCUUGCACAUAGUUCAUCUUUUGAGCUUCCAUGGAAAUUGCACUAAUUUUGUUCAAAACCCGUUAGAAAAAUAACAUCUCAACAACAAAAGGCGCUAAUUAUGGUACGGCCAAGAAUGGAAUGGCAAAUGAAUUUGUUUGCUGAUUCAA
Messenger RNA from Cannabis sativa, 1702 nucleotides. Its product is annotated as peptide chain release factor PrfB3, chloroplastic-like. Gene Ontology annotation, molecular function: translation release factor activity. The transcript has 6 exons. Lineage: Eukaryota; Viridiplantae; Streptophyta; Magnoliopsida; Rosales; Cannabaceae. The coding region runs from base 171 to 1217 and encodes 348 amino acids. Gene Ontology annotation, biological process: translational termination. The record is from RefSeq and is a predicted model, not a curated record.